AUGUCUCAAAUCCUUAAAAUUGAAAAGAUGAAGAUGGCCUCAAAGAGCAACGUUCUUUGGGAGUCUAAUUGGAGCAACUCGGAACAAAAGGGUGAAAUUCCAAUCAAAAUCCCUAAGGAAAUUCUCAAAUGUAAACAAGUCCAAAGAGAAAUUGUAUUUUCAUGUGGUCAAGCUUUGAAAAAUCUCUCCCUUGUACAACAAGUCAAAUUGCACGGAAAGGAUAUUGAAAGAUGGGAUUUUGACUUUGGUUUUGUCAUUCCAAACAGUGUAAACUCUUGGGAAUCAGUAAUUGAAGCUGCAAAGGAAGGAACAAUUGGACCUGAAAUUUUAUCUGGUAACCUUACUAUUGAUACUGCCUUUUAUGAUGGUGAUAAGCUCAUUGCUUCUAAUAGAGUUAGAGUUUUCUAUGUUUAA
Naegleria gruberi is the source of this 414-nucleotide messenger RNA. RefSeq lists its product as uncharacterized. NCBI's taxonomy places the organism in Eukaryota, Heterolobosea, Eutetramitea, Acrasida, Naegleriidae. Bases 1 to 414 code for a protein of 137 amino acids. The record is from RefSeq and is a predicted model, not a curated record. Gene Ontology annotation, cellular component: cytoplasm. The transcript is spliced from 3 exons.